Molecule: messenger RNA, 2173 nt
Organism: Anguilla anguilla (European eel)
Lineage: Eukaryota; Metazoa; Chordata; Actinopteri; Anguilliformes; Anguillidae
Exons: 7
Coding region: 443-1606 (387 amino acids)
Source: RefSeq, a predicted model, not a curated record
UUUCUCCUCGCGCGGAGUAGAAUUGAUUUUUGUCAGUGUGGGGGCGGAGACUUAUGCUAAUAUGUUCACUGGUAUGAUUGGUCACUUUAAAUACGAAGCCCAUACACUUGCUAUGCCUUCUAAUGCCAAUGUUCUUGUUAGCUAAGGGAUGAUAUGGAGACAAGUUGUGAGCUGCCUACCGGAGACAAGUGAGGAGCGAGGAAAAAGUGGCUCUUCGCGAGCGAGGAGAAAUAUUUUGCGAGCGAGUAGAACUAGCUCGCGCGCGGCUCAUGGUUUUACUCUCGGUGUUGAAAUUUGCGUGCGUGAAAGUGGUUUUGUGCUCGCGCAUUGAAUGUCUGCUCUCGUGGCUGCUUGUUUUACUCGCGCAGUGAAUAUCUGCUCGCGCUGAUUAUUGGCAUUAAAUUGACGCCAUAGAAAUCAGACAUCACUCUGUUCUGCAGACAUGCCACAUGUUCUCUGUCUCCUGCUCUUCGUGCUGUCCUGCACCAAUUCUGUGACCUGCUCGCUCAUAUUCGCCACAACGGGCAAGGACGUCACACUCCGCUGCCAGUGUUCCAAGAACCGGAACUGUCACGAGGGGGUUAUCCGCUGGGUUCGAAUGGACUCGAAUGAAUCACUGCAAAUUAUAGAUAAUAAAUGUGAGCAAUCGCACUGCCGAUUCGCCAACAAAACAUUAAAUGGCACUCAAGUUGUACUCCUGACGAUUGCUCAGGUUGAACCAGGGGAUUCUGGUCGAUAUUACUGCGUAGAGCACAACAAACGCGACAUCCAAUUUAACGACAACGGAACCCUUUUAAUGGUCGGAGAUGUCUGGACAGACAGCAGUGAAGUGCAUUUGCUGAAUGAAUGGACGGGUGAGGGUGCAAGCCCAGAGCUGGAUUGGAGUGAAGCUCAAACACCAAACAGUAGUCAAGAGUUUAUAUUUGAAUGGAGGAAUGAGACUAAUGCGAGUGCCCUUCUGGAUGUACGGCACACUGAGUUGCGCUGUGUAGUGACCAGACUCAGUGCCCCCUGGGUAAAUAUCUACUGGCGGUCGACCCGCGAAUCAUGGAAAAAAACUGGCCAGACCUGGUCUUUGACAGACAACGAGAGAGGGUACAGGAUAGAGAGCCGGUUGCGAAUUGGACUAAAAGUGAAGUCUGGCAGGGAGGAUGAGGGGAUGGAUUUGGAUAAGAUGGUGGAAAUGGAUGAAGAAUUGUGGUGUGAGGUCCAGGUUGGGGUGGAUGUCUCUUUUCAGAGCCUAAAUUUUUCAUUCCGUCAGCAAACCCAUACUGACCCUGGUUGCCAGGGGCGACAUAGCUCAGGAGAAUGGUGCAAUGGACUCCGAUAUGGUGAAAUAGCCCUUUGUGUGCUCUGUGUGUGUCUUCUCACCCUGCUCAUCUGUGACUGUCUCCGCCACCAGCACAAAGGUUCAGAACCGCCAGCGACCGAAAUGUCAACAACAUUGGACUCUUGCAGAGAUGUUGUCUUAUCAGACAUCAACUAUGCUCAUCUGGAUUUAAAGAAUCAACCCAAGACAGAGAGAAGACAAAGACAGAAGAGCAGACAGGAAAACAGUCAUGAAGACGGACUGGUGUACAGCGAAGUGGGACACAAACAUGUUUGAAGAUUACAGCAUGGGUUAAAGAUGGAAAGAGACAUUCACAUGCCUUCAGAAGAAGAAAUACAGAAAGUCUCACUGAUACUACAGGAACUCCCCAGGGAAAAAAGGACAGAAAGGCAAACAAAGACAGGCAGAUCUGUCCAGUCAUUUAGGUUUUGAAUAUCUUGUGUUUGUCUCUCAGUGUAAACUUGCAGUGUUUGUGAUUUUUUCCAGACCUCCUAAUUUUGGGGAUGCAUUAACAGAAAUGCAUGUGUCUAUAAGAGCAGUGCUUCCUAAAGAAUUAUUUUGACCUAUGAUCUAUCACUUGAAGAUCUUUUUUUCUGCAGCAUACCAAAAUGAUACAAUGAAUAUGCUACUUGUCGCAAUGUUGCCUUAUUAUCCUGCUGAUCAAUGAGAAAUGCGCGAAAUGUGCUGAAUUUAUCUAAAGUGAACUGUUUGGUCAAUUACUUUUUUUACUUAGCUCAUGUUUUAUGCAAUGAAUUAGUCAUUUAAAAUUUUCAUGUUUUUUUUCUCACCCCAAAAUAAAUUCCUGUGACGCUAACUGUGCAUCGUGUUUCUGCUGUCUGGAAA